Chelmon rostratus (copperband butterflyfish) is the source of this 2091-nucleotide messenger RNA. RefSeq names its product hedgehog acyltransferase like, b (gene hhatlb). Gene Ontology annotation, biological process: negative regulation of N-terminal protein palmitoylation. The coding region runs from base 166 to 1791 and encodes 541 amino acids. The transcript is spliced from 12 exons. The record is from RefSeq and is a predicted model, not a curated record. Gene Ontology annotation, cellular component: endoplasmic reticulum. NCBI's taxonomy places the organism in Eukaryota, Metazoa, Chordata, Actinopteri, Chaetodontiformes, Chaetodontidae. Gene Ontology annotation, molecular function: acyltransferase activity.
GCACAGCAGAGGUAAAACUCCACUUUUCCCUUCUUUACAAUCUGACAUUUUGCCUGCAUAUUUUAUCCCUUUGAGCAAAUCGGACAGGUGCGUUUUUGUACCAACUUUACUCGGGCCCGCGACUGCUGCGUUCAAGGAGCCUCCAGAGCUCCUGUCUGUGCCACCAUGCGGAUCAAAGCUGCUCUUCCCAAAUAUGAGAUCUACUUCUACAACACGGUGCUGUGUCUGGCCAUGUUCUGGGCCGCCAGCUGGAUCUUUGAGGUGUCCAGCUCCAGUACAAACAGGAAGACGUUCAAAACCAGUGUGAGGCCGGGAUGGUACUACUUUGGGAGGAGAAUGGAUACGGCUGAUUUCGAGUGGAUGAUGUGGUUUUCCACCUUCAGGGAGCACAUCCUGUUUGCUCUCUCUGGUCACGUGCUGUUCGCUAAGAUCUGCUCCAUGCUGGCUCCACAGCACAGGUCCUUGGUGUACCUGGUGUACGGGCUGCUGGCUGUGUGGACCAGCAUGGGCUGGACCUACGUCACCCUCAUCCUGUCCCACUGCAUCCUGCUCUACAGCAUCUCCUUGGUGAAAAUCCGUUGGCUUUGCUUUGCCACGGGUCUCUGCACCCUCGCUACGUUCAAGUGCGAACCCUUCGUGUCCUGGCAGGCGGGUUUUGUGGAGGGGGACUUCGAGCUGCGUCAUGUUCUCUUCUAUGGAGGUUGUGGCUUUACUAUAAUGCGCUGUAUGAGCUUUGCUCUGGAGAACUGCGAGAGGAAAGAUGGAAACUACAACAUCCUGGAGCUGCUCAAGUACAACUUCUACCUCCCCUUCUUCUAUUUCGGGCCCAUCAUGACCUUUGAUAAGUUUUAUGUUCAAGCCAACAAGUCAGACCUGACCAGGAAGGAGCGGGAGCUGUGGAACAUCAGCCUGCAGGGCCUGAUCCACCUGGGAGUCAUCGUUGUAGUGGGCGUCCUCUUCCAUUUCAUGUACAUCCUCACCAUCCCCACCGACAUGAAGCUGCUGAAGCACCUCUCCGACUGGGCUCUAGUGGGCCUAGCUUACUUUAACCUGGUGUAUGACUGGGUGAAGGCUGCAGUCAUGUUUGGAGUCAUCAACACAGUGUCCAGACUGGAUCAUCUGGACCCUCCCAAGCCACCAAAAUGCAUCACUCUGCUCUACGUGUUUGCCGAAACCCAUUUCGACAGAGGGAUCAACGAGUGGCUGUGCAAAUAUGUGUAUGACUACCUGGGUGGAAAACAUGACAAUGUGGUGGAGGAGCUGGUGGCUACGCUGUGCACCUUCGGCGUCACCAUCCUGUGGCUGGGACCCUGUGAGGUGGUGCUGCUCUGGGCUUUCUUUAACUGUUUCGGCCUCAACUUUGAGCUGUGGACCGCCAAGUUCUUCUCCAUGGAGCCUUUUGCGUCUUUCGAGACAGCCAUGUCAGAAGCAACGUCCCGCCGGAUCCGAGCCAUCUUCAACACUUUUAACUUCUGGAGCAUUGUGUUGUACAACAUUCUGGCCUUGAACAGUUUGGACUUUGCCAAGUUGGUCACCAAACGGCUGCUUCUCAAAGGCUUCCCUAUAACCACCAUCAUCGUCAUGUUUGUGACCUACUGCCUGAUUCAAAUGAUUAAGGAGAGAGAGAGGAGGCAGGCCCUUAUCGAUGAUCCUGAUCCUCUUCCUCCUGUUCCCCCUCCCAACGCCGCUACCAGCCCGCCCGGCACCGCAGCUCCACCCGCCACUGCCGCUACUGCUGCUGCUGCUGCUGCUCAGCCAGUCGCAGAUCCCAGCAAGGAAAAAGCUGAAUAGAUGCUAAUAGUGAAGGAUGCACACAGCCAGCAGCAAUAUUUCCAGUCCAGAUUUUAGAACAUGACUUGUGAAUGGAUGCUGACGUAGAAAACAGCAUUAAUUGUAAAUAAACUAACCAUCGUUUAACUGUGUUUAUACCUAAAAGGGAAAAAUAGAGUGCAAUGAAAGACAUUUAGAAAUAAUGCAGUAUAAUGUACAGUACACCACUGAUACUACAGUAAAAAAACCUUCUGUGUACUAACACUGUAGAAAUGUCAAGACUAAAUUGAAAUUUUCUCAAACGUUUGUCAUUAAUGCAGA